Messenger RNA from Cyanistes caeruleus (blue tit), 3424 nucleotides. The record is from RefSeq and is a predicted model, not a curated record. NCBI's taxonomy places the organism in Eukaryota, Metazoa, Chordata, Aves, Passeriformes, Paridae.
AGCAUCUUAAUUUGCAAUGCGUGACAGAAUCACAAGCUUCAGAAAAUCAGCAGUGAAGAGAGAGAAGCUUCUCAUCCAGCAUCCUAUUGACUCCCAGCCUUCCAUCAGCGAGAUCCCACAUGCCCAGGCACUUGUUGAUGAGCGCUGCAUGAACUUAUCAGAGAAAGAAGUCAUGGAUCUCUUUGAAAAAAUGAUGGAAGACAUGAACCUGAACGAGGAACGGAAAGCUCCGUUACGAGACAAGGACUUGAGCACGAAACGGGAGAUGGUCGUCCAGUACAUUUCUGCAACUGCCAAAUCCAUAGUCGGAAGUAAAGUUCCGGGUGGACUAAAAAACAGCAAGCACGAAUGUACCCUGUCCUCACAAGAAUAUAUCCAUGAACUGAGAUCUGGAAUUUCAGAUGAAAAACUUCUUAAUUGCCUGGAGUCUUUGAGAGUGUCUCUAACCAGCAAUCCAGUCAGCUGGGUUAAUAAUUUUGGACAUGAAGGUCUUGGACUUCUGUUGGAUGCAUUGGAAAAGCUUCUGGACAAGAAACAGCAAGAAAGUAUUGAUAAGAAGAAUCAACAUAAACUUAUCCAGUGCCUCAAAGCAUUUAUGAACAAUAAAUACGGUUUGCAAAGGAUUUUAGGAGAUGAAAGAAGUCUCCUGCUGUUGUCAAGAGCAAUUGAUCCAAAGCAACCACACAUGAUGACUGAGACAGUGAAAAUACUUUCUGCCAUCUGCAUUAUUGGAGAGGAAAACAUUCUGGACAAGCUUUUAGGUGCUAUAACAACUGCUGCUGAGAGGCACAGCAGGGAGGAGCGUUUCUCCCAGAUUGUGGAAGGCCUGGAGAACCACGAGUUCAUCCAGCUGCAGGUAGCAUGUAUGCAGCUCAUCAACGCCCUUGUUACAUCCCCUGAGGAUCUUGAUUUCAGGAUACACUUGAGAAAUGAGUUUUUACGUUGUGGCCUGAAGAAAAUAUUGCCUGCCUUGAAAGAUAAGGAAAAUGACGAGCUUGAUAUUCAGCUGAGGGUGUUUGAUGAGAACAAAGAUGAAGACCACUUUGAACUGUCACAUCGUCUCAACGAUAUCAAAGCUGAAAUGGAUGAUGUGAGCGAAGUAUUUCAUCUGCUGUAUAAUAUGGUGAAAGAUACUUCUUCUGAAAAUUACUUUUUGUCAAUUCUGCAACAUUUCCUCCUGAUCAGGAACGAUUACUAUGUCCGACCUCAGUAUUACAAGAUCAUAGAAGAGUGUGUGUCACAGAUAGUGCUGCACUGCAGUGGCAUGGACCCAGAUUUCAAAUACAGAGGAAGGAUGGACAUUAAUUUUACACAUCUUAUUGAUGCAUGUGUGGACAAAGCUAAAGUAGAAGAGAGUGAAAAGAAAGCAGCAGAAUUUUCCAGAAAGUUUGAUGAAGAGUUCACAGCUCGACAAGAGGCACAAGCAGAGCUGCAGAAAAGAGAAGAGAAAAUCAAAGAACUCGAAUCAGAAGUCAAACAGCUCCGGACCCAGGGUCCAGGCCUGACAGAAGUCCCAGCAAUACCUCCAGCCCUCCCAAGUGAGAACGCCCUGCCAUCUCCAGCGCCUUCACUCCCUGGUGGAGCCAUCCCUCCUCCACCUCCCCUCCCUGGUGGAGGAGCCAUCCCUCCUCCACCUCCCCUCCCCGGUGGAACAGCAAUUCCUCCUCCUCCUCCCCUGCCAGGUGGACCCACAAUUCCUCCUCCUCCUCCCCUGCCAGGUGGAGCAGUGAUUCCUCCCCCACCUCCAUUACCUGGUGCAUCGCUUCCUCCACCGCCGCCUCCUCUGCCCGGGGGAGCCAUCCCACCUCCCCCUCCCCUGCCCGGUGUGCCCCCAGCACCUCCUCUGCCUGGGGGAGCAGGGCCUCCUCCUCCUCCUCCUCUGCCUGGGGGAGCAGGGCCUCCUCCUCCUCCUCCUCUGCCUGGGGGAGCAGGGCCUCCUCCUCCUCCUCCCCUGCCCGGGGGAGCAGUCCCUCCACCGCCGCCUUUUGGGGGGCCCCCGAUGCCCCCCCCUCUCGGAGGGGUCCCCUUUGCUCCCUUCCCCAUGGUGCCAGCCUUGCCACACGGGAUGAAGGAGAAGAAGAAGUAUAAGCUGGAAGUGUCUAUGAAGAGAAUCAACUGGUCCAAGAUUGAGCCUCAAGAAAUAGGAGAAAACAGCUUUUGGGUAAAAGCUGAAGAAGAUAAAUUUGAAGACCCGGAGCUGUUUGCAAAAUUGGCACUUACCUUUGGAACCCAAAUGAAAGCCAAAAAGCCUGUCGAAGAAUCAGAAGAAAAGAAAGCAGCUCAGUCAAAGAAGAAGAUCAAAGAAUUACGAGUUUUGGAUGGAAAAUCUGCACAAAAUUUAUCAAUAUUUUUGGGUUCCUUCCGUUUGCCUUAUGAAGAAAUAAAAAAUAUCAUUUUAGAGGUUGAUGAGGAGAAGCUGAGUGAAUCCUUGAUUCAGAACCUGGUGAAGAAUCUUCCUGAGCAGAAAGAACUCAAUGCCUUAGCUGAAUUAAAGGAUGAAUAUAAUGAUCUUGCUGAGCCAGAGCAGUUUGGAGUUGUGAUGAGCUCAGUGAAGAUGCUGCGCGCGCGGCUCAACGGGAUCCUGUUCCGGCUGAUGUUCGAGGAGCACGUGAACAACAUCAAACCCGACAUCAUGGCAGUGACCCUGGCCUGCGAGGAGCUCAAGAAGAGUGAAAGCUUCAGCAAGCUCCUGGAGCUGGUGCUGUUCCUGGGGAACUACAUGAACUCUGGCUCCAGAAACGCACAAUCCCUUGGCUUCAACAUCAGCUUUCUCUGCAAGAUAAGAGACACAAAAUCAUCAGACCAGAAAACCACCCUGUUGCAUUUCCUGGCAGAAAUCUGUGAGGAGAAUUACCGGGACAUCUUAAAAUUUCCGGAUGAAUUGCAGCACGUGGAGAGUGCAAGCAAAGUUUCAGCCCAGACUCUGAAGAGCAACCUGGAUUCGAUGAACCAGCAGAUCCAGCGCCUGGAGAAGGACAUCGAGAACUUCCCAAAAACCCAGGACGAGCACGAUAAGUUUGUAGAGAAGAUGAGCAGCUUUGCUGAGAGUGCCCGAGAGCAAUAUGAGAAACUGUCCAACAUGCACAACAACAUGACAAAAUUGUAUGAAAAUUUGGGAGAAUACUUCACCUUUGAUCCCAAAGCAAUAAGCAUAGAAGAAUUCUUUGGCGAUCUGAGCAACUUCAGAACUCUGUUUUUGGAGGCAUUAAAAGAAAACAACAAAAGAAGAGAAUUGGAGGAGAAAACCAAGAGAGCCAAGCUGGCCAAGGAGAAGGCAGAGCGCGAGAGGCUGGAGAGACAGAAGAAGAAGCAGCAGUUGAUUGAUAUGAACAAAGGUGUGGUCCUUGCAGGAAGAGGCUCCAGGGGCCUCUCAAUGAAGCCCCAGCAGACCUUGACCAUUGGAACAUUUUCUCCCAAUAAAUAA